AUGUCUUCAGAGCCAGACCACGUUCAUUCCAAGCAGAGGGUCAACCUUAGUGAUCCCUCGGGUGCCGAAAAGAAAGAUGAGCUGGAUACUGCCACAGCCAUUCUCAAGAAGAAGAAGAAGCCGAACUCGUUAAUUGUGACCGACGCAGUGAACGAUGAUAACUCGAUUAUUGCCCUGUCUAACAACACCAUGGAGACCCUGCAGUUGUUCCGCGGUGACACAGUUUUGGUCAAGGGAAAGAAGCGAAAGGACACAGUUUUGAUCGUCUUGGCCGAUGAUGAUCUUGAUGAUGGCAGCGCUCGCAUCAACCGUGUGGUUCGACACAAUCUACGCGUGAAGCACGGCGACAUCAUCACUGUCCACCCGUGCCCAGAUAUCAAAUACGCCAAACGCAUCGCAGUUCUUCCCAUUGCCGAUACCGUUGAGGGUCUGACAGGCUCUCUGUUUGACGUUUUCCUUGCACCUUACUUCCGUGAGGCAUACCGCCCAGUCCGACAGGGUGACCUUUUCACAGUCCGCGGAGGUAUGAGACAAGUGGAAUUUAAAGUGGUUGAGGUCGAUCCUCCAGAAUAUGGUAUCGUUGCUCAGGAUACAGUUAUCCACUGCGAAGGCGAACCUAUUCAACGUGAAGAUGAAGAGGGUAAUCUCAACGAAGUUGGCUACGAUGACAUUGGUGGUUGCCGGAAACAAAUGGCACAGGUCCGAGAGCUCGUGGAAUUGCCUCUCCGUCAUCCUCAAUUGUUCAAAUCGAUCGGUAUUAAGCCCCCACGUGGAAUUCUCAUGUAUGGCCCCCCGGGUACCGGUAAAACCUUGAUGGCCCGUGCUGUCGCCAACGAGACUGGUGCUUUCUUCUUCCUUAUCAAUGGUCCCGAAAUCAUGUCUAAGAUGGCCGGUGAGUCCGAGUCCAACUUGCGCAAGGCCUUUGAGGAAGCCGAAAAGAACUCGCCUGCCAUCAUCUUCAUUGAUGAGAUCGACUCCAUCGCUCCAAAGCGUGAGAAGACGAAUGGAGAGGUUGAACGUCGUGUUGUCUCGCAACUUUUGACCCUCAUGGACGGUAUGAAAGCACGGUCCAACAUUGUGGUCAUGGCUGCUACGAACCGCCCGAACUCUAUUGAUCCUGCUUUGCGUCGUUUUGGCCGUUUCGAUCGCGAAGUCGAUAUCGGUAUUCCCGACCCUACUGGUCGCCUUGAGAUUCUUCAGAUUCACACAAAGAACAUGAAGCUCGGCGAAGAUGUCGAUCUGGAGGCUAUCGCUGCUGAUACCCAUGGAUAUGUGGGUUCCGACAUUGCCUCUCUCUGCUCAGAGGCUGCUAUGCAGCAGAUUCGUGAGAAGAUGGACCUCAUUGAUCUCGAUGAGGAUACCAUUGAUGCUGAAGUCUUGGACUCCCUCGGCGUUACCAUGGAGAACUUCCGGUUUGCUCUGGGUGUUUCCAACCCAUCUGCUCUCCGCGAAGUUGCCGUUGUGGAGGUACCAAACGUUCGCUGGGAAGAUAUUGGUGGUCUGGAAGAGGUCAAGAAAGAGCUUAUUGAGAGCGUGCAAUACCCAGUUGAGCAUCCCGAAAAGUUCCUUAAGUUUGGUCUCUCGCCUUCACGUGGUGUGCUCUUCUACGGGCCUCCUGGUACCGGUAAAACGAUGCUUGCUAAAGCCGUCGCCAACGAGUGCGCUGCAAACUUCAUCUCCGUCAAGGGCCCUGAGCUAUUGAGUAUGUGGUUCGGAGAAUCCGAGAGCAAUAUCCGUGACAUCUUCGACAAGGCUCGCGCCGCUGCUCCUUGCGUUGUCUUCUUGGAUGAGUUGGAUUCCAUUGCCAAGGCACGUGGUGGUUCCGUUGGAGAUGCUGGUGGUGCGUCUGACCGUGUGGUCAACCAGCUUCUGACCGAGAUGGACGGAAUGACUUCCAAGAAGAAUGUCUUCGUCAUUGGCGCUACAAAUCGACCUGAACAGCUCGACCCUGCCUUAUGUCGACCGGGUCGUCUAGACACUUUGGUCUACGUUCCUCUUCCAGACCAAGCUUCCCGAGAGGGUAUUCUCAAAGCUCAACUUCGCAAGACUCCUGUUGCUCCCGAUGUCGACCUUGCUUUCAUUGCAACCAAGACACAUGGCUUCUCUGGUGCCGAUCUUGGAUUCGUCACCCAGCGUGCUGUGAAGCUUGCCAUCAAAGAGUCCAUUGCUGCUGAUAUCGAGCGUCGGAAGGAACGGGAGGCUGCUGGCGAGGAUGUUGAGAUGGAGGAAGCCGAGGAAGUUGAAGACCCAGUUCCCGAACUUACCCGUGCCCACUUCGAGGAGGCAAUGGCCUCUGCACGACGAUCCGUCAGCGAUGUUGAAAUUCGUCGAUACGAAGCAUUUGCUCAGAGCAUGAAGAACUCUGGUGGCAGUGCUUUCUUCCGCUUCCCAACCGCCGAGGAGGUUACCAGUGGAGGUGGUGCACAGAAUGGUUUCGGUGAUGCAGGCAACGAUGACAGUCUGUAUGACUAA
Molecule: messenger RNA, 2472 nt
Organism: Talaromyces atroroseus
Lineage: Eukaryota; Fungi; Ascomycota; Eurotiomycetes; Eurotiales; Trichocomaceae
Product: Cell division control protein 48
Exons: 7
Coding region: 1-2472 (823 amino acids)
Biological process (GO): retrograde protein transport, ER to cytosol; autophagosome maturation; mitotic spindle disassembly
Cellular component (GO): nucleus; VCP-NPL4-UFD1 AAA ATPase complex; cytosol
Molecular function (GO): polyubiquitin modification-dependent protein binding; ATP hydrolysis activity; ATP binding
Source: RefSeq, a predicted model, not a curated record